This is a messenger RNA of Spirodela intermedia, 1652 nucleotides long. Lineage: Eukaryota; Viridiplantae; Streptophyta; Magnoliopsida; Alismatales; Araceae. The record is from the annotation of a GenBank genome assembly.
AUGGUGAGGGGCGGGGAUCCAGGGGAUGAGGAUGGAGGGAGCAGAGAGAGCGGCCCGUUCUGGAAGCUUCCCGUCUUGAAGACUGGGGACCUCGGCAAGCUCGGCCCCGGCGUCGGCUUCGGCGCCGGCUGCGGCGUCGGUUUCGGCGUGGGCCUGUUCGGAGGUCAGCUGACUAGAAUAACCCUUUGAUCCCCUUCCUCUUCCUCCAUCGGCCGACCCCCUCUUCUUUCCUUCUCAAGAACUCUUAUACUAUGCGGUUUUAGUUUAGGGUUGCGCCGGGGCACUGGUACGCUUUGGCCUAAUUAUUGCUGAAUUCUUGUGGUUUAUGAUGAAAGGUGCUGGAGUUGGGCUGGGAUUCCCUGGCUUGAAGUUCGGGUUUGGCGCCGGCGCGGGUUGCGGUGUCGGUCUGGGAUUCGGCUAUGGCCUGGGGAAAGGCGUCGCGACGGAUGGGAACCAGAGAUUUUCCAAUGUAGGGUACGUUAUUGGGGAUCGAUCUUCUCAGUGAGUACAUCACGAUACCUCAAUCUUCGACUUCAUAGACAAUGUGCAUGAGCUUGGGGAUAUGGAUCGAUUGAAAUUUUCGAUAUCAGGCCGCGGCUGCAGCCCUGUUUUCCCCUACCUGAUUCCUUAGAUCCGAGAUUUGAAUGUUCGUUUUGAAAUACAGAUUAUUGGUGGCAUAAUUUCGUAAGAAAAGGACGGAGAAGGAACAUAUUUUGCAGAUAAACAAUCGACUGCUAUUCUGAGAAGAUCAUUUCAAGCAUUUGCAUAGAAUAAUUGAAGCGGAGAAGGAUUCAAGCAGCUUUUUUUUUCACAGUUUUUCAACUGAGCCCAUGAAUUGGAAAAAUGCUUUUGUUUCAUACCUUGCAAACAGUCGAUUUCCUAUCAAUUCAAAAGUGAAGAUCAUAUUAAGUAUCAAGUAUGUAGAAGAUUACGUCCUAGCAAUGUGUGCAUAGGAAAGAUCAUGAACCAGGUUGACUUCAUGAGUCAAAAGAGGAUUUCAGUAAUGGGCUGGAAGAUAUGCUUCCUGAGAACGAUUUGAACGGUGACAUCGAAUGUCCCUCCAUGAUCCACUUUAGAACUCGAUGGAUUCAGGAUUUUCGUUACAGCUCUUGCUGUUAUGAAAACCAGAAGCCUUUUUCUAUUAUUUCCUCACCUCACCGUCUUUCCUCAGCAGAUGAUGCUUGUUCAGGUACCCCAGUGGAGUCCAUCUGAUCGUAUGAACUGGCUUCCCUUUCCCCAGUCCACAAGUGCUGCUGCAUUCUCAGGGACAUUUCAUACAAGAUUAAGAUGAAGAAAUUCAAGAAGUAUUAGAUCUUUGAUAUCUUUCUCCAUUCUGGAAGAUGGGGCUGGUUCUAAAGCAACCACCUUUUAGAAAUGAAAAAAAUGGCCUAAAAAAUAGUCAUCUGCUCUCUCUCUCUCUCUCUCUUUCUCUCUCCUUCCCUCUACUUGUUUUCCAGGAAUUAAUUAUUUUUUGGAUUAUUUAUUUCCCCAGAAUUUCGCAAACUGAAAUGUGGCUUUUUGUUUUCUAUUUUCUGGUUAUUUUCUGCGCUCCCAGGGACCGGAUCUUCUCUGUGCUUGAUGACCUUGUGGAGAAUUCCAAGAGUGUAGCGAAGGCUGUUUCCAUGAGCAUUGAAGAGUGGAGGGCGAAGUGA